Molecule: messenger RNA, 3808 nt
Organism: Aplysia californica (California sea hare)
Lineage: Eukaryota; Metazoa; Mollusca; Gastropoda; Aplysiida; Aplysiidae
Exons: 21
Coding region: 199-2727 (842 amino acids)
Biological process (GO): regulation of DNA-templated transcription
Molecular function (GO): DNA-binding transcription factor activity
Source: RefSeq, a predicted model, not a curated record
UGGCAUAUUUAUGUCAGUUGUUAGAAGUCAGAAGUUAAAAGAGUUUGAUGGAGCCGGAGGGAGAGAUCUAGAAUCUAGACAGUUCCUCAGUCCUGAGGCCAGAACUUAUUUUGAAGAGAGAUCAUAGAUUCUAGACCUAGGCCUAAAUCUAGCUAGAUCUAGAUCAAGAUCUAGCCUAGCCUAUUGCAAUCAUCAACAAUGUGCAGCCAAGAUCACAAUGACUAUCCCCAUCUGAUGACACAGCGGUUCCUCCGAGAUUAUAUCAGGCUUUGUGAGACAGAGGAAGAACAGAAUUCCCUGUGCACAUUUUCCCAAGAUUCUGCUGAACAAAAACUUGUUGAGAGCUGUCAGUUUCUCUUGGAGAAACUAAAGUGUAAUGGUGAUCAAAGGGAAGAUCAGGAAAGACUGUUGGAGUUUUUUGUUUCUCUUGGUAAAAAUGCGAAACUGGACUUGGAUUGUCUGCAAAGUAAGGAGACAAGUGAACCCACCAUCUUCCCUGAAAUUAAAGGCAUUACUGGCAAAACGCUGAAAACUUGUCCUGCAAGCCAGUCAGGGAAUAAUAUCACAAAGUAUGAGAGCAAGGCGCAAGCUGUUUUGGAAAAAAUACAAGCUCAGAGGAAAGACCCUUUAAAGAAAUUCAGAGAAACUGCCAGUGUGUGUGAAAAGAAACUACUAGAACUGGAAAACAGGAGGAGUGAAAUUGAGUCACUCUAUGAGGAAUUUAAAGACUGUAAGUCAAAACUACAAGUCCUGGAAACAUCAAAAAGACAAUUGCAAAUGCCCUUGGAGAAGUUUGAAAAUUUCACUGAAGUGCCUACUGGGAGUGUGAGUCACCACAAGCGAGAGGAGAUUCUCAAGACAUACAUGGCCAUGGAGAAGAAUGAACAAGAAUUGAAGGAAAACAUCUUGGAGGGUGUCUUGUAUAGUUCAACUGAAAGGCUUCGUGAAUUUGUGGCAUUCUUCAAGGAAGUUGAGGAUUGUUUGGAAAGUUCUAUAAAAAAUUUGAGGCAGGCUUUCGCUUUUUCUCGGUGCACCUCGCUGCUGUUUGAGGACGACGAUAAAAAGUCUCUCAUGUGCAAUUUGAGUGAAAAGCUUCACAAAACGUUCUGCAUUGCCGAGAAUGUUGUCAAAGUGGCAGAUACACUGGUCUCGCAGGUCUCAAGUUCAGAGGAUCAGGUGUCACAGUUGAAUGAUUCCAGGAUGGAGCUCACUGAACUAUGGUGUCAGCUUAUAAAAGAAGCUUGGGUCUUUGAGUCAGAGCCUGAUCUACAGCUACAAUGCAAAGGGGGUUGCUUUGCUGCAAAGAGCAGAUUUACACUCAUCUUAAGACUGCUUGGUCACCAUGUACCCAUAAGAAAACAGGGAAUUAGAGCUGGCGUGAUUUUAGAGAAUGACUGCAGCAGUUCUUUAGAGAUACAAUCAUUGUGCAAGAUGAAGGAGGCAACAUUUUUUCAUGAAGAGGAUGGCUUCGACACAGUAAUCAAGUGGAUUGAUGUGGAUCUGUCAGAGUAUAGCAGGACAGCAAAGAGGAGCAAAGAGGACAAAUACUACUUGUUCUUUCACAGAAUCUGUGUGCAGCUGAAUUGCUCAGUGGUUGAAGAGAAAGUUGCUCUGUCUUGUUUUUCUCUUCCUUUCACGGUGAGAACAGGCAGCCCCCAGGUCUGGUCGUACACGGGCUCAGUGGUCUGGUACACAUGGGCAAAGGAGGACAUGCACCAGAUACCAUUUUCCUGCCCAAAAACACUGGAUCACUUUAUGGUGCUAGCUCUGUUGGAGGCCAAGUGCAAAGCAAAGUUUCCUGCUUGGGAACUUCAAGCAAGUGAAGCCUAUUCUCUGGGGAAAAUGAUUCAACUUGUGUCGACUCCUGAGAACCAAGUUUCUUUGCACAAGUUUACUGUGGAUGAUAUGCCACAUUCUAGAGAACACAAUAAAAGCCACAAGUGGCCUUUUUAUGCUUGGUUUUCUGCUGCACUCAACACUGCCAAAGCUUUUGAGAAAUUCGUCUUUGGAGACAAGGCUUUGGAAUCUCAGAAAGUAAAGAAACUAUAUUACUUUCUGGACAAAGAAGGGUUGGUCCACCUGGCCAGGAGACACCAGCUCCCCAAAGCAACGGCCAUAUUGAAAAUAAGCCAGAAUAGAGUUGACUCUCCUACUGGGGAAACUCCGAUGGCUGGUGUGAACGUGCAUAUUUGGACUGGAAAAGAAAUCUUUACCUGUCGCAUAGAGUUGGAAGCGAGCAAGGAGAAUAAGUACCAGUUGUGGCGAAAGAUUAUGCAAAUGAAAAUAAGAACUGGAAACGGUGACUCACUUCCUGAAUAUUUAUUGUGUACUGACAGCCAGAUGUUGAAGCUGGAACAGCCACCCCCAGUGAAGGAUGAAAAAAAUCCGGAUGGCUAUGGAGGACAACAGAGCCAGCAACCGGGCUACACUGUAUUGGAAAGCUCCUUUAAAAAACUUAAUGUGAAAGAAGAAGAUGAAGGUCUAGCCACAUCCACAUCUGCUAUAACUUCUCCUACCCAAACUCCAGAUGUUACUGAACCUUCAGCUUCUAAGAGACCAACUGAUAUGCCUCCAGAGUUACGGGACAUAGUACCAUUUGAUUCUUCGGAUGCAGCUGUUGAUUCUGCAGAGUACUAUGGAGAAAUGUUUUCACCACUCGGUAUUUCUGAGUAUGAGAUUGGGGCAGACGGUGAGAGUGAGGGAUGGAGGGAGGAUGGAAAUAUAUGAGAGAGAGGGGGAAAGGAGGAGAGAAGAGGAAGAUGGAGAGAGAGAAAGAGAGAUGGAGAGAGAGAGAGAGAGAUUGAGAUUCUGUAUUCUAAUUUUUUAGGUUAAAUGAGAUUUAAGGUUUGUUUUGCAAGGUACAAAGGAAAUAAAAACAUGCCUGUGUCAUUGGUCCCUGGGGUAAGAGCUGGUGCUACCAGAGGUACUGAGAUCUGAAGAAUCUGAAGAGGAUGACUGUCACGGUAUGUAUCUAUGUUCUCAGGUAUUAAGUAAUAUUACCGAUCUGAAUUCCCAGAAGUUAACUCUUUCUUGAUGUAUUUGCCGAUAUAUAUCGACGCAAGUCCGCACCCUUAGGGAAUGAAUUGCUGAUCUAUCGGCAAUGAUGGGGUGCCUCAGUUUUUUUGCAUUUUGACGUGAUCGUUAUUUAUAAGUACUUAUUAUUGUUAAUGAAAACUUUGAAAGGAUUUAGGUAACAAAAACAUAGUUUCACUUUGUCAAACCGUCAUUUUGGCGAUAGAUGAGUGGAUUCAUUCUUGCGGUGUUGCAUCAACAGAACGAUGUAGCCGGACUCGGUAGAAAUAUCAUAUUUCAAACAAAAAUUGGAAUGUUGCUUUCAAAUAAAAAGCUGUGCAUUCAGAAAUUUAUGGAUUAUGCUCUUGGCCUGUAUAUUCUUGUUGAAAGAUUGUUCAACAUGUUUGGCCUGUCUGGCAGGGGUUUUGACUGGUUCAGGUCCUACCUGAUUAGCCGAAUACAAUCUGUGGUUGUGCACGACUCUCGGAGUUACUCCAGGUUCAGUAUUGGAUCCAAUCUUGUAUACGUUAUAUACACAGCCGCUUGGAGCUGUGAUCAGAAAGCACAAUAUGAAUUAUCACAUGUACGCAGACGAUACACAGUUAUAUAAAUCUGUUCCACCAUCAGAUGUUAAAACCUUGCUUACCACCAUGGGUCUGUGCAUCGAUGACGUAAAAAAAUGGAUGAUUGAUAAUAUGCUCCACCUUAAUGAAAAUAAAACUGAAUUUCUUUUAUGUAUAUAUAUAAAAGCCAUAUCCCCGAAGACAUUGAUCAUAUUUGUACUGAAAAUGAAAAA